Molecule: messenger RNA, 480 nt
Organism: Knipowitschia caucasica
Lineage: Eukaryota; Metazoa; Chordata; Actinopteri; Gobiiformes; Gobiidae
Source: the annotation of a GenBank genome assembly
AUGGACCAUAAGCCUCCAAUCUCUGCGUCACAUCGACCAUCUCUCACUGAGCACAAUGAAGAGCCCUCCUCCGGAUCCUUCGGUGGUAAUCCUCUUAAAGACACAUGGGACCACAUGGUACGGCCGCCCUCCUCCUCUGGGGCAGCUGCAGGAGGCCCGGGCCUGAAUGGGCACAGUGCUGGGGCUGGGCCCGGGCUCCCCACAGGCCCGGGCUCCCCACAGGCCCGGGCUCCCCACAGGCCCGGGCUCCCCACAGGCCCGGGCUCCCCACAGGCCCGGGCUCCCCACAGGCCCGGGCUCCCCACAGGCCCGGGCUCCCCACAGGCCCGGGCUCGUGGGCCUCCGCAGUCCUGCACCGCGCAGCCUCAGUCCUUGUUCUACGGAGCGUCUCCCUCCUCACUGCUCCUGGGUCUGGAUCCUGCUCUGGGGGGAAAGUCCACGGAUGCAGGAACAAGUGGAUUUGACUUUGGCGCCGGCUGA